This is a messenger RNA of Cylicocyclus nassatus, 1233 nucleotides long. The record is from the annotation of a GenBank genome assembly. NCBI's taxonomy places the organism in Eukaryota, Metazoa, Nematoda, Chromadorea, Rhabditida, Strongylidae.
AUGAAUCUAUCUACGCCUGGUGAUGGUCUCUUCGAAACACAUGUCACUUGGGAGGAAAUAGAAAAAGAUAUGCAACGAGAACUGAAGACGAAGGCCUUUUUCGGACCGAAGAAAACUGCGAAAAAUUUGGCAGAUGGCAUCGGCUACAUGUCCAGAAUCGUACUUAUAGAGCCCGAUUGGCAAAAUGCAGAUAAGCAACUUCCGAGACGAUUUGUUGUAAAAAUUUUGACGCAGCUGAUUAUGGUGAAGCUAUCGACAGAUAUGGGUUGCGCUAGUGACUUCCCAGAAAAUUUUGAUGGUCCUUUGAAAAAGGCACACAACACAGAGGUCUUUGUUUACGAUUAUCUUAUCAAACAUGCACAUGGAAGAGUGCCCAUACCAAAGAUUUACUUCAUGAGAAAAUUCGAUGAAUCUAACACAAUCAAAGGAUACAUCAUCAUGGAAUAUUUGGAGAGUGUUAGCAUAGGCUUCCAUAGCAAUGUCACGAUAAACUCUGUUAAGGAGGUUUUCUCAGCCAUAGCAUUCAUGGAGGCAAUGUCUCUCAGAUUCACCUCAGAAGAAAGGAGUCAACUCACGACAACGUUCUAUCAAAAGUUUUACGAGCAGAUGUGUGACGAUAAUGUCAUGGCCAAUUCGAUAGAGCGGCUUCGAACGAUCGGCAAUGGUAAAUUAAGCGAAAAAGUCGACAAUUUAGAAAAAAUCGCUAAAGGUAUUAUGGACCCCGUCAAAAUCGACCGUUUAGCGAACGAUUUAGGAAUGCGGCGCGUCCUUUGUCACGGUGACCUUUGGACUGCCAAUGUGCUAUGGGAGAAAAAUGGAGACGAAGAUCUCAGACCGGCAGCCAUUAUAGACUUUCAGUGCGCACACAUGGGCUGUCCGGCUAGUGACGCAGUGAUAAUGAUUCUCUCAUGUCUCAAUGGUGAAGAAAGACGGAAGCACUGGAAGGAACUACUCAAACACCUUCAUGAUAAAGUGAAAAAAGAAGUGGGAAGCACAGAAAUGCCCUAUACACUGCAGCAGCUGGAAGAAGCAUACUGCCAGACUUUGCCUUUUAUGGGAUUGACAUUUGUACCGUUCGCAGUUCCUGUUCUAGACAAGAUGUCUGAAGAUGCUGUUAAUGAGGAAAAGAGAGAAAUGUUCGAAGCUUUGAUGGAGAAGACGGAGUAUAUCUUGGACGACAUUGUAUCUUUCCAUGAACGCAAUAAUUCAAUGAAAGAAGAGCAGAAAUUUUAG